Molecule: messenger RNA, 557 nt
Organism: Trichogramma pretiosum
Lineage: Eukaryota; Metazoa; Arthropoda; Insecta; Hymenoptera; Trichogrammatidae
Product: 40S ribosomal protein S15Aa-like
Exons: 4
Coding region: 114-506 (130 amino acids)
Biological process (GO): translation
Cellular component (GO): cytosolic small ribosomal subunit; ribosome
Molecular function (GO): structural constituent of ribosome
Source: RefSeq, a predicted model, not a curated record
GCUGCAGAAAGCACAUGUUCUAGGAGGCUAUGUGAAUGUGAACGAAGAUUCUUUUACACCGGGUGGUGCUUCUAUGUUCAUGUAGCUGUGAAGAACAAAAAUUAAUUUCAGCCAUGGUUCGUAUGAAUGUAUUAGCUGACGCUUUGAAGUCUAUCAACAAUGCUGAGAAACGAGGCAAACGACAGGUUCUCCUUAGACCCAAUAGCAAAGUGAUUGUCAAAUUCUUGACUGUCAUGAUGAAGCACGGUUACAUUGGCGAGUUUGAGAUUGUCGAUGACCAUCGCAGUGGAAAGGUAGUUGUAAAUUUAACUGGAAGAUUGAACAAAUGCGGUGUUAUCAGCCCUCGUUUCGAUGUACCAAUCACACACAUUGAAAAAUGGACCAAUAAUCUACUCCCAAGUAGACAAUUUGGUUAUGUCGUAUUGACCACAAGUGGAGGUAUUAUGGAUCAUGAGGAGGCCAGGAGAAAACAUCUCGGAGGAAAAAUCCUUGGAUUCUUCUUCUAAAUUAAUUUUGUAAAUGUUACAAAAAUAUUAUUGACAACAAUGUUAUAUUUA